This is a messenger RNA of Anas platyrhynchos (mallard), 1050 nucleotides long. The record is from RefSeq and is a predicted model, not a curated record. NCBI's taxonomy places the organism in Eukaryota, Metazoa, Chordata, Aves, Anseriformes, Anatidae.
AUGGCUUUCUUCCUCUUCAUUUUCACCAUUUUCUCAAGUUUGGCUUGGGACAACGGGGAGCAACAACUUCCAGAUCAUGAGGACUGUCAAAGUGGAAUUCCCUGCAACAGAAGAGAACAGAACCUGACAAUCUGUCCAGCAGGUUAUCAGAGCUCCUCCGACGGUGGAAGACACUGUGUCAAACGAACAUAUGAUAUCUGUCGGGAUACAGCCUCUCGAAAUCAGGAAGGACAGUGUUUAACCAAGAAAGAAUGGGCUCAUUAUUGCUCAGAAAAGGUUUGUACUGUCCCCAGGGAUUAUCAAGGCUAUGACAAGGUUCUUGGCCUCUGCAUCUGUCAAGCUGAGGAUCUGGAGAGUGUGUGCAAUUCGCAGUGUAGGAGACAACAAAGAGAGACUCUGCAGGUCGCUUGUACCAAGAAAAAUCCUCAGCUCGUUAUCACUUACAGAAACGGGAGCAAGGUUGCCGUUGUCUUGGAAGAAUUAGGAACAGUUCUACUAGGACCAUAUUUCCCUUUAAAAGAUGUCUGCACUUCAGAACAAAGCAAAUAUUCCCAUCCAGCAUACAUCGUCAAAACAAGUGGGAAAGGAUUUUUAGGAGCGUAUAAUCCUGACCCACAGCUAUUUCACAACUUCAUCAUGCUAAACAAGGCUUCAUCGCUACAGAGAAACUGGCCUUCCUCAGCAACAGCUCCAGGUAACUCUAGCCAGGAAGAAUCCAGAUCUCCCAUGGAACAAAGCCUGAAACCUUCAACUUCCACAUCAAAAAUCAUAUUUACUGGCAUCUUAAAUCCUACCACAUGCAUUAAUGCUAAUGUUACCAUCAUGUUCAUUGUCUCCAAGGAACAUUACCCAGUUUAUGAUGUAAACAACCUGUACAACACGAAUGCUGAAUUUGACUGGGGGGAUUUUCGAAGGCUCGCAGAGGAAGUGAGAGAGGCCUCCCAAAAAAUCCUCUUCUUCCUCUUCCAGUUCCAGCACCCUGGUACCUAUGUGUUACAACUGAGCAGCAAUCAGCACAAAAAAAUGGUGAGCAUGACACUGAGCAUGUGA